Erythranthe guttata (spotted monkey flower) is the source of this 2232-nucleotide messenger RNA. The record is from RefSeq and is a predicted model, not a curated record. NCBI's taxonomy places the organism in Eukaryota, Viridiplantae, Streptophyta, Magnoliopsida, Lamiales, Phrymaceae.
CCUCUUUGGUUGGGGGUAUUACAAGGGAUGGGAUGGGUUAUACCGUUUUGUACAACGUUUGGUUUGCUUGAGUUACUAUCCUUGACUGUUGGGUCCACCCAUUUAAUACCCCAUUCGAAUUAUUGCUAGUCAAGCCAAAAUUGGCUUGACUGGUUAUCACAUAUUGAAUCCCAUUUUGUAACCCAUGUGUAAUGUCGAAAAUAUCCUUCGAAAAUACAUCAAUUACGAAAUUAAUAGGUAUAAAUACUAUAAUCUUCAUCUUCCCCUUUCUUGCAUCGUGCCCUAGUUUUUUUCCAGGUAAAAACUCAUAUGAACAAAAUAAAAAAAAACAACCCCACCUUCUUCCUCCUUCCCAAUCUCACACCUCGUCACCACCUUCCUUGUUCAAACCCAAUUUCUCCACUACUCUCAAUUUCAACCACCGCAGCCCCGCCCACCACCACCGCCCUCCUCCUCUCACAUCUGCAAUCAAUCACUUCCCGUAACAGGAAUUAAGAAAAAAAAAAAAAACCCCAAUUUCAACAAUCGGAAUCGGAAUACAGAUAUGGGGAUUGAUUACUACAACAUCCUGAAAGUGAACCGCAACGCCAGCGACGAAGACUUGAAGAAAGCCUACCGCCGCCUCGCCAUGAUUUGGCAUCCCGACAAAAACACCAACAAGCAGGAGGCCGAGGCCAAAUUCAGGCAGAUUUCCGAAGCCUAUGAUGUACUCAUCGACCUUCAGAAGCGCCAGAUCUACGAUUUCUACGGCGAAGAGAGCCUCAAAUCGGGCCGAUUCCCCCUCCCCCGCAGCUCUCACGUCCAGAACCAGAGUUUCUACUACAACAACCAUCAGCAGCAUCUGAGUCAGAAUGGCUAUGCUGUGGAAGUAUUAGAACUCUUUUGCACAAUGAACAACGACAACGACUUAAGCAUGGAUAGAUACAGCCUAGCUAGUGCAAUUACUGCAUGUGCUGAAAUUGCAUCGCUCGAACUCGACGAACAGAUUUUUGCUCGAGCUACUGUCAUUGGUGUAGAUUCCGACCAGGUCAUAGCAACUUCCCUUAUAGACUUCUACUGUAAGUGCGGUCUCGUAAGAAACGGUCAGAAAUUAUUUGACCAAAUGACGAAAUUCGACGAGGUUGUAUGGAAUUCAAUGUUGGUGGGCUACACUACAAAUGGAUUCGGAGUCGAAGCUUUGGCUCUGUUUCAAGAAAUGAGAGGAGUGAAUGUUACACCUAAUGAAGUUACUUUUACUGCAGUUUUAUCGACUUGCGAUCAUUGUGGAUUAGUCGAAGAAGGGAAAAAAUGGUUUUACAUAAUGAAAAACGAGUAUUGCAUCAAUCCUGGUAUUGAACACUACUCUUGCAUGAUCGAUCUUUUUGCUAGAGCGGGUUGUCUGAAAGAAGCAAUUGAUCUUAUCGAUGAGAUUCCUUUUCAGUCCGAUGCAACUAUGUGGUCAGCGGUUUUGGAGGUUGCAUCGAAAACGGCGAAAAUAUUCCUGGAAGAUGUCGAAUUGUUGGACGAGGAAUUCAAUAAUUCAUGGAUGGACAUCGCCUCGUUAAAGCAGGUUCGUUUUCUUGUUACAUUAUCGUUGCAAUUGGUUUCUUUUGUCUACUUCUCUAUAAUGAACGGCGGUGGAGCUAGAGAAUUUCCUAGCGGCGGCGGCGGUGGAGGAUCCAGGAAGGCGACGCCGGUGGAGAACGCGCUCAUGUGUAGCUUGGAGGAAUUGUAUGCUGGUUCUACUCGGAAGAUGAAGAUUUUCGGGAAUGUAAUUGAUUCUCAUGUGUAUGCUUACAGUUUACUGAUUUUAAAUUUCCAUUCAAUUUUUUUUCUUUUAAAUUCGAUCAUGCAAUUUUUUUGGGAUAAUUAUUUGCUCGAAUUCAUCAGCGGCUUUUAAAUUGAAGAUCUUUUAAAUUGCCGCAAUCACAGACAUCGCAUAAGAUUAAGGUUUCUUCCGCAGAAGAUUGUACCCAAAUAUAAAUGAAGAAGAGGGGAUAUAUUGGUAGAGAAAGAAUCGAUUAAUUAAUAAAUGUAUUAAAAGGGGCAAACCAGUAAUUUACCUAAAAAAUCCAUAGAAAACAGUGUUAUCACUCAAACAAAACAUGAUAUUAUUAUUGCAGAUAUUAUUAGUUUCUCCCCCAUAACUCCAACCAAAUAAUGGAUUAUUCACUGUGAAUCAACAAUUUAGUCCCAGUGUACCAUAUCCCAUCCAUAGCUAUCUAUCCAAACCUCCCAACCAAAGAGGCCCUA